AUGGCUCCACCAAAAUUUUCUGAUCUUAACAAACAAGUUUCCGAUAUUUUUAAUAAGGGCUACUUUUUUAAUAUAUUUAAACUUGAUAUUAAAACUCGUACUGCUAAUGGAGUUAAUUUUAAUGUUAUUGGCGAACAUAAUACUGAAACAUUAAAAACAUCUGGUAGUCUUGAAACCAAAUAUGUUGUUCCUGAAUAUGGUUUAACAUUUUUGGAAAAAUGGAAUACAGAUAAUUUACUUAAAUGUGAAAUAACAGCGGAUAAUCAAUUAGCUGAAGGAUUUAAAAUUGUAUUUGAUGCAAGUCUCAUACCAAAUACUGGGAAGAAAACAGCUGAACUUCGUACAACAUAUACACAUGAUAGAGCUCAUGUUGAAACAAAUGUUGCUUUUGAUAAUAAUGGUCCAAUUCUUAAUGGUGCCAUUGUUGUCGGUCAUCAAGGUUGGUUAGCUGGUUAUCAAUAUGUUUUUAAUACAGCUCGAUCAUUAUUAACAAAAAAUAAUUUUUCUGUUGGCUUCAAAGCUAAAGAUUUUACUUUAUAUGCAAAUAUGAAUGAUGGUAAUGAAGUUGGUGGCAGUGUUUAUCAACGUGUCAAUGAUCGACUUGAAACUGGUGUACAAUUAGCUUGGACAGCUGGUUCAAAUCAAACACGAUUUGCAUUUGCAUCAAAAUAUCAACUUGAUUCUCAAACUGUAGUUGGUGCAAAAGUAAAUAAUAUUUGUCAAGUUGGUCUUUCCUUUCAGCAAUUUUUACGACCAGGUGUCAAAUUAACUUUAUCGGCAUUAUUCGAAGCUCGAAAUUUGAAUGCCGGUGGACAUAAAGUUGGUUUUGGACUUGAACUUGAUGGAUAA
Messenger RNA from Rotaria sordida, 849 nucleotides. Lineage: Eukaryota; Metazoa; Rotifera; Eurotatoria; Philodinida; Philodinidae. The record is from the annotation of a GenBank genome assembly.